AUGGCGUAUGACGGCGGUGGAUGCAAGAACAAUAAGGCUGCCCUGGUUGGGUUGUUGUCUCUGUUUUUGGUUGCCUUGGUUAAUGGUGUAAGUGGCGCAGGAGAGGACCAUGGCUCCUCUAAUGCUGCCAUUAAGACUCUAUGUGAGCCCACUACUUACCGUGAAACUUGCGAAGAAGUCCUGGUGAAGUCCAAUGUUGACUCAAAAGACCCACGUGAGUUGGUCAAGGCAGGGUUCCAUUUUGCUAUUGAACAGCUCAAAGCAGCCAUUGCAAAUUCCCCCACUUUGAAACAAGCAGCCACUGACCCCAUGGCGCAAAAAGCAGUUGAUGCUUGCGACGAGCUCAUGGAUUAUGCAAUUGAUGAUCUUUUAACUUCGUUUGAUAAAAUCACCGAUAGUUUUGAUGUACACAAAAUGAAUGAUUAUCUUGAGAACCUUAGGAUUUGGUUGAGCGCUGCAUUGACAUAUCAAGAAACUUGUUUGGAUGGUUUCGAGAAUGUUCCUGGCGAUACUGGUGAAAAGAUGAAGAAUUUGUUGAAGACGUCAAAAGAAAUGACCGCCAAUGGGCUUGUGAUGGUGGGUGAGGUUACAUCCCUUGUGAGCACUUUGUGGGAGAAGUUGGGACUGCCGCCACAAACGGGGCGACAACUUCGAACAGAGGAAUCCAAUGAAGAAUUCCAAGAGGAAGAGCCAUCUUGGGUGAGCGACAGGCGAGGGCUACUCGAGGCCACUGGAGCUAACAUCAAGGCGAAUGUGGUGGUGGCUAAAGACGGAAGUGGAAAGUAUAAGACAAUAACUGAAGCCCUUAAAGAGGUACCAUUGAAGAGCAAUACAACCUUUGUGAUUCAUGUGAAGGAAGGAGUUUAUGAAGAGCAAGUGAUGGUGGACAAAAAAAUGACCUAUGUCAUGAUGAUUGGAGACGGCCCGACUAAGACCAAGAUCACAGCUAGCAAGAAUGUCGCUGAUGGAACACCCACAUUCAAAAGUGCUACCUUUGCGGCGAUCGGAUCCAACUUCAUCGGAAAAGACUUGUGGUUCGAUAACUCAGCUGGAAUUUACAAAGGCCAGGCCGUGGCACUCCGAGUUCAAUCCGACAUGUCAAUCUUCUACAAUUGUAGAAUGGACGGCUAUCAAGAUACUUUCUACCCCCAAACCAAACGUCAAUUCUACCGAGAUUGCACAAUCUCCGGUACCGUUGAUUUCAUCUUUGGCAAUGCUGCUGUCGUGUUACAGAACUGUAAGAUCUUAGUGAGGAAGCCAAAGCCGAAACAACCAUGCCCUAUCACUGCCCAAGGUCGAAUGGAGAGUGAUGAGCCCACUGGUAUCGUCCUCCAAAAUUGCAUCAUCUCUUCCGACCCUGACUACUACCCCGUUCGCCAUACCAGUAAGUCCUACCUUGGUCGCCCAUGGAAGCAGUAUUCAAGAACCGUCAUCAUGCAAUGCCAAAUCGACGACUUGAUCCAGCCUGAAGGUUGGCUUCCAUGGAAUGGUGAUUUUGCUCUCAAUACUUUGUAUUACACAGAGUUUGAGAACAGAGGACCUGGUGCAGCAAAAGAAAAUAGAGUUAAGUGGAAGGGAGUUAAACAGAUCACAGCAAAACAGGCCAUCAAUUUCACCCCUUCGUUGUUUAUUCAGGGUGAUGAUUGGAUCAAGAAGACCGGAAUACCGUACACUAGUGCCCUGAUGAAAAUUUAAAACCAAGUGAAUAAAGCUCCUAGGGUUCAUGAGUUGAAGCUUUUCGAGUGUAUUCCUCCUAAUCCCUAGAUUAGGCUACUUUUCGGGCAUGACAAUGGUCUAAACCCAAGGGAUAGGACUUAGAAUUCUAAACAGUUUUGUUUAAAAACAUUAUCAUUCA
Molecule: messenger RNA, 1855 nt
Organism: Cucurbita pepo subsp. pepo (vegetable marrow)
Lineage: Eukaryota; Viridiplantae; Streptophyta; Magnoliopsida; Cucurbitales; Cucurbitaceae
Product: putative pectinesterase/pectinesterase inhibitor 21
Biological process (GO): cell wall modification
Molecular function (GO): pectinesterase activity; enzyme inhibitor activity
Source: RefSeq, a predicted model, not a curated record